CUUAAAUGAGGUUUUGAAUGAACGCGGAAGGUUUAAUUAUACACAUUUAUUCAAUUUAAUAACUUGCGUGUAAAGAUAUGUUUGUUAAUCAAGAAAGAAUAAAUAGUGUAUGUACAGCGAACGUAAAAAUCUGUAGGAAAAUUUAUGGAUCUUUGUCUCAAUAAGAACAAAUGCAGAGAACCCUUUGAUCUAAUGCCGGAUUGAAUAUAUAUCACGUAAAUCGUUUAUUUACAAUUUAUUGUGUGCAAUAAUGGAAGUGAAUGACGAUUCAUCGACACCUCAAGAUAGUAAUACGAUAACUGUAUCAGAUUCGGUAUGGAAGUUUAUCAACAAUCCUAUAAUAACGAUAUUCUCGGAUUUGGAAAAUCCUCCGACAGAACAGAUGCUCUGUUCUCUUCUCGAAUCUUUAUUGAAGAGAUCUUCUACUUUAACCACUGUAUUAGUCCCACCAUUUAGUAAUGGUACAGCAGAUAUUACUGUACAGCAACAAUUUGCAGCAUUCACAACUUGGUUAUUUGGCACAAUGUUCUAUUUGAUCUGCAAACAUUCAAGCGAUGUGGUGCUUUCAAAUAGUAUUGAAGUACAAGCUUGUAUGCUCAGAAUAUUAUCAAGGCAUCAUGUGGCAAUGUUUCAGACCAUUACUUCGGAAUACCUAAGUAUAUUGGAUGAGAUAUUAGAAUUUUAUAUGAGUGCUGCAGAAGAAAUGACUCUGUCAAAGUUUCAUACGGAAAAGGAUAUUAUAGAGAAUUUGGACUUGACACCGUUUCCUGCAAAGAUUAAAUCUUCAGAUGUGCCAUCAAUUCAAUCAUCUUUAUUAAAGAUAAUUGCAAAAGCUGGUGUUUCAGUAUGGGAUGAAGUAAAGUUAUGGAAUAGAAUUAUGACAAUCGUAAUCAAUUCUUCUCCAAGUCUGAAGAUUGAAGCAUUACAAUUGCUUACAGAAAUAAUAGAAAAUCAUAUUGUUCAUGAUAAUGAACAAAGAACCAUAAUUAUGUAUACCCUAGAAAUAGUGAAAAGUCUUCCAACUUGGAUUAAUUCAGAUCUAUUAUCAAUACAUAUGAUGUCUCAAUUUGCAGAAACAUUGAUACGUUUAAUACAAUCAUCACAUGUUUCUCUUAAUACAACAGACUUGUGUUUUCAAGUUAUUGAUUUUAUAGCUUUAGAAUUUGUUACGUACAACGUUAAAAUUGAAGCGAUAAAAAAAUUAGAAGAAGCAGCAUGUUAUAUGAUUAAACAAUAUUUAAUUGUAAAACCACGGUCCUGUACCACUUCAGAAGCUAAAAAAUUCUUGGCUCAGUUCAUACAUUGUCCAACUGUUAUUGAGAUUUUUAUGCAAUUUGUUUUUAUCGAUAUUCAACGGGCCGUUGAACCAGAUAAAAUUAUUCUUGCAACAGAGAUCAGCGAGCCAUGGAAAUUACUAAAAACAGAAUUAGUGAAUCUUAUGGAGGCUGAAAAAUUUACAGAAGUUUUACAUAUUGUUAAAGCGUCAUCUUUAUUACAAUUGUGGCUAGAAAACCAGAAAAUUCAAGUAAAACUAUAUGAGAACGACUUAAAUGCCAUAUUAAAGAUUCUCAUACAAAACUUAAAUUCUGAUAGAUGUCAAAAUGAGCAAAUUAUUUUUCAAAUUUUAAUGAAUUUAAUGGCUCACAAUGAAUCGAAUAAAGUAAUAUUGCAAUCAAUAUUAGCAUUGCCAUUUACUCAAGAUUUUAAAGGAUCUAUGGAUAUCAGUAAAAAAAUGGUGCAACGAGCAAAAUCUCUUGAUAUGAAAACAAUGUCAGAGUGCCUUGAAACCUUAUGCAUACAUGGCAAUGGAAAGGAAAGAUUGAAAUUACUACGUACAUGUAUAUUAAAUAGUGAUACGCAAAUAGCUGUUACAGCAGUGUCACACAGUAUAUUAUUGUUGAAUAAUGCAAACAUAAAAUUAGAAGAUGUUUGUCAAUAUGUUUUAAAUACUGCCUUAUGUUCGACGAAAAUAGAAAUACAUGAAGCUCUUGUAAAUGUCUUGGGUCAAGUAGCUUGUGUCUCAUCAGGAAAAGGAAGAAUUAUUUUAUUAAGCGAAUCAUUAAAUAACAGAAAAUGGAGGAUAUACUGUGAAUGUUGUAUAGAGGAUGUAAAAAAAGAUGUCGAAUCCAAUAUGCAUUAUCUGCCAAGGGACUAUGAUCAUAUUUUUAAUGCAUAUUUUAAACUACUUUCCUCUACCGACGUUUCCAUACGUUUGAAUAUUUCUAAAAGUAUUCUUUCUUUUUCAAAUCACAUAAAAUCAUUUAAUUCAAAUGAGAUAACAAAGAAAUGGAUUCCUUAUAUACACGAUGAAAAUGAUGAGAUUCGGUCGAAUAUUGCAUCGAUAAUCGGGCAAUUAUUAAGUAAUAAGAUCGCUAUGUUGGAAAAUGACAAUGAACGUUUGCCAGAUUCUGUACCAGAUGAUUUGGACGAGUAUGUUGAUCUAGUAAUUAAUGUUAUAGCCAAUACGCUUAUGACUGCAUUGAACACUUUCAACCAUUCCUUACACGAUACCUUACUUGCCACUGCAAAAAAUUUCGUAUGUGUUCCAUUACAUUCAACAGAAAGAAGAAUUCUGGAUGUAUUUAUAAUCACAAUAACACAUCCAAAUUCAUCACAUGCAGCUGUAGCAUCUGCCACAGCUACAUAUCGGGAUAUUGCUGAUUUUCUAAAUGUUUCUCCGAAGACACUAUACAUUCGAUAUCGAAAGGAUUUCUUGAAACUUCUAAUGAAACGUGCUGUUAGCAAUUAUAUAAAUUUCUCAUAUAAUAUGGCAACUACAGUACAUCGCGUUGCUAAAUGUAUAGGCUAUGAAGGAUCACGUCAAUUGCUGUCUAAAGAUGGGCAUUAUGCGGUUUCCUUUCUGAUCGCUAUUAUUGUUGAAGUGCCACAAGCAAAUGUGCUUUUGCACGAUAUUGCCGAAUUGAUACGUAUGGACAUAAAGCAAAUGCUUCAAGAAUAUUUUCCAUAUAUUUACAGUUAUGCGUUCUUAGAAAUGCCUCUCCGAAUAACUACAGAAUGUUUAAAACUUGUAACAAAAAUAACAGAAACUAAUCUUGGAUUUCUUACAAAGCAGUCCUUUAUGGGCAUUUUUGAAGAACUUAUGUUAAAUUUUUAUGAAUCGCCUGAAAAAAUAGUAGGUUUGUUAGAAAUUAUAUUGGAAUAUGAUACUACUCAGAGAGGAAAGUUUGAUACGCGAGAACAAGUUGUGUCUUAUUUGAAUUUACGAUUACAUGGUAUAUUAGUGAAUUUUGAUAUAAAGCUUGGUCCUAAAUCAGAUGAAUAUACGCAACAAUCUGCACUUGCUUCACUAGUUGUUUUAAUUCGUUACAUGGGUGCUACUAGUUUGACUCCGCUUAGAUACAAAAUUUUAGCCACAUUACGAACUUCACUUGGAUUUAAAAGACCAGGCUUCUCACGCUUAGUCUGCGAUGCAUGGGAUGCAUUUAUUCACAAUAUAGCUAUUGAAGACUUAGGACCACUAUUUCCAACAAUAUGUGUAUCGUUAAUACCAUUGCAAAAAAUAUUUCCAGAAAAAGUCAAUAAUAUGUUAGAGUUUCUGAUUGUUCAAAAUAGUGGAGGAAACAACAAUCACAUUUCAGAAUUAUUUUUUAUAGAUGACAUGAAUGUUCCGAUUCAUAUAUCUGAUAUAGUCAAAGCACAUAUUUUACAAGCAAGACCUGAUGAAUUUAAUGCUAAUUUAAAGUUAUGGUUGAAACGGAUUAUGCACGAAACUGAUGAAGUGCGAAUUAGAGCUCUGAAACAUUUGAAAAUAUUUUUGGCGGAGCAUCGUAGUGAGCUUAAUAAAAUGAUAUUAAGUGAAACUGAUGUCCAUCCAUUAAUCGUUGAACUAUUAGAUACUCUACUGAUUGGAUGUCAAGAUAAAGACGAAUCUAUUCGUUUAUGUUAUGGUGAAUGUCUUGGAGAAUUAGGAGCUAUUGAACCGAGUCUUCUUCCGCGGAGAAUUAUUUCUAGAGAGGAUAGUAAAUUUAUAUCAGAUAUAAAUGAAGAGUUUGCGUGUGCAUUACUUUCUGAACAUGUGCGAGCUUUUCAAAUGCAGAAGAACAGUCAAAGUAUGGAUUGUUUUUCACUUGCUAUACAGGAGAUAUUAAGAGCAUAUGAUAUUUCCCCGCAAGGUCGAAAUAAUGAAUUGUGGAAUAAUUUACCGUCCACAACGCAACAGAUUAUUAUCCCCUUCUUGACAUCGCACUACAAGAUAGUAACUAUUAGCGAUGACGAUGAAUUUUCGCAUCCUAUUUACGGUUCAGAAGCAGGUUCUUCAGUUGAAAACUGGGCUUAUAACUGGCUUUGCAGCAUGUCUAAUGCUGUACGUGACACUACACUUAAUAAUGUAUUACAGGCAUGCAAAUUAGCGUUUAAACGGGAUAUAAAAACGUUAAUGUUUUGUCUACCAUACAUUGUGUCAUAUAUAAUCGCAAAUAAUGGAGAAGAACAUGUUAAAAUUAGAGAAGAAAUGUUAGCUGUUAUCAAUGUUAGACAAAAGUCUGUACUAGAUCCUGAACUUCUGCGUCACCGACCACUUCGAUAUGGACAGAGUGUAAAGGCUGAUGACAAGAGAAUUUCGGAAGAAACUAGACGUACACGCUGCUCGCGAGUAAUCUUUCAUAUAUUGGAUCAUUUGCAAAGAUGGCUCAGAGAACGAAGAUUAUUUCAAGACGAUAGAUACGAAGCUAUAAAAGAAUUCUGCGCUAGAUUAGAUACUUUGGUAGUGGCAGAGGGAUGUUACCAAUCACGGGAAUACCACCGUGCACUAAUGUAUCUAGAGCAACACAUGGCAUCUAGUAAUAAAAGUUUAUCUGAAUUAACAGAAAGUGGUUUACUCGCCAAAAUUUAUGCGCAACUCGAUGAACCUGAUGGAGUUUCUGGUAUUCUGGCGACCCAAAAUCAGUCUCCUACAUUACAACAAUUGGUUUUAGCUCACGAAGUCAAUGGACAGCUUCAGGACGCAGCUACAUGUUACGAGAGACUCAUGCAGACAAGAGACUCAAAGCACAUGUACUUACAAGGUAUUAUUCAAUGUUACCUUGGCUUAGAUCAACCGUUCACUGCCAAACACAUUACCGAGGGUCUAUUAAGUAAUAGACCAGAAUUAGAGCCUCUCAUAACCGAACGUGAGCUGUUUUGGAAACUUGCUCACUUUUCCCGAUUUGAUGAAUCCUCACAAAAAAAUAUAAAACACGUACUAUUAGAUGAUCUCAUAAAGGAAACAAAACCUGAUUUGCUCUCAUUGAAGAAAAAUUUAGUAUCAUUAUUAGAAGAUGCUUCUCGACCGGGAGCUUAUCAACAGAGUUACUCGUACAUUAUGAAAUUACAUAUAUUAAAUGAAUUUGAUAAAGCAACUUCAAUGAUGUUGAACAACGCAGAAAAUCUCCCAUCAAUAUUAGAAGAAUGGGAGAAACGUGGACAAUUGUUGAGAGCAUCUCGCGGUGUAGAAUUUGUUCUGAGUAUGCGCAGAGCUACUUUAGAUUUAGCUGUACAGCUACAACGAAAGACUCAAAAUACAGAAAAUUUAAUGCUUAAGCAAGAAAUUGGUAAAAUCUGGUUAAAGAGUGCCAAAAUUGCUAGAAAGACUGGUUUGCACCAACAAGCGUAUAUGCACAUUUUAUCAGCCAAUGAUUGGUGUCCACCACAGCCAUUGUAUCUAGAACAAGCUCAAUUAUAUUGGCAAAAGGGUUGUCAAGAAGAUGCUUUUACUACUUUAAAUCGUUGUUUCUCAAAUUGUUUUCAACCAGCACAAUAUUACAAACAAUUACCUUCAGGAGACUGUAACGAAGAAAGAAGAUAUUGUGCAAAGGCAAAGCUUCUUUUUGCCAAAUACAAUGAUGAAACUCUUAAUGUUGAUACAGAUGGUUGUAUCCUUAAUUAUAAAGAAGCAAUUGAAGUAUGGAGAUGCUGGGAAAAAAGUUGGGUAUCGUGUGCUCAGUAUUAUGAUACUAUUGUUGAGAGAAUGUCUGAAGAUGACAAAGAUAGAAAUAAACGAGAUCUGCAAAUACAUAUGAUGAACUUUUAUGGCAAAUCGCUUCAAUAUGGCUGCAAAUAUAUUCAUCAUUCAAUGCCUAAGAUGUUGACCAUUUGGUUAGAUAACGCUUCUCGUGCUACGAUUAUGUCCGAUCCACCAGAUAUUAUUAAACUUCGUCAAGAUCGUCUGUCAAAGAUGACUCAGAUCAUGGAAGUUUAUCAUCAUAGAUUACCGACGUUCAUGUGGCUGACAGCAUUCAGUCAACUUGUAUCAAGAAUUUGUCAUCCAUCUCUGCUAGUACAAAAUACUCUUUGCACGAUUUUAGUCAAAUUAAUUUCAGCAUAUCCGCAACAUUGUUUAUGGAUGAUGGCAUCAGUUUUUAAUUCUUCAUAUCCAACGCGACAAAAACGAUGUCAAGAAAUCUUAAAUCAUGCGCAAUUGAAAACGCUAGACAUGGUUAAACUUAUUAGAGAUUUCCACAAACUUUGGGAAAGACUGAUCGAAUUAUCCAAUAAAGCUAUACCAGAAGGAAUAUUAAAUACCACUGUGACUCAUUUGUCAAAAAAUUUGCUAAGGUUAUUUGUAAGUAAAGAUUUUAGCUUAAUCAUGAUGCCAACAACGAAAUUCAGACAACUACAUCUUCCAUCCAAGAACGCUUCAAUUGAAAAUCACAAUCCAUUCUUAUUGAGAUGGGUACAUAUAACAAAAAUAGAAGAAAGCGUGGUAAUAAUGCCUUCACUUCAACGUCCCCGACGAAUCGCGCUGAGAGGAUCAGAUGGUAAAGAAUAUCUUUUUAUGUGUAAGCCGAAAGAUGAUUUACGUAGAGACUUCAGAUUGAUGGAAUUUAAUGAUAUUGUGAAUAAGUAUCUUCAAAAUGAUCCAGAAUCACGACAAAGGAGACUUUAUAUACGCACAUAUAGCGUAGUGCCUUUGAACGAGGAAUGCGGUUUAAUAGAAUGGGUACCAAAUCUGGUUGGUUUUCGACCUACUAUCAUGAAUCUCUAUAAAGAAAGAGGCAUUGCACCUACAAAUAAGGAACUUAAAACAAUGAUAUGUGCAUUAAGAGAUCCAGUAGAAAAGAAGAGACAAAUGUUUCUAGAGAAGUUAUUACCACGACAUCCUCCUAUAUUCGGGGAUUGGUUUCGCAUUACGUUUCCUGAUUCAUAUGGAUGGUAUGAAGCUCGCACGGCAUAUAUUAGAACAACUGCUGUCAUGUCCAUGGUGGGAUACAUACUUGGGCUUGGUGAUCGCCAUGGAGAAAAUAUAUUAUUCGAUUCUAAAUGUGGAGAUUGCGUACAUGUUGAUUUCAACUGUUUAUUUAACAGGGGUGAAUAUUUUGAUUGGCCUGAACGAGUACCAUUUCGCUUGACACAUAAUAUGGUGGACGCUAUGGGUCCUUUAAAAAUUGAAGGACCAUUUAGACGCGCCUCCCAAAUUACUAUGCGAGUGCUUCGGCAAGAAUCGAGUACAUUGUUGAGCGUACUCACACCUUUCGUCUACGAUCCACUCGUCAGUUGGACUAAGAAUCAGCCUGGUGAUGCAGCUGAAAAAACAAAUGAAAAAGCUGUAGAACAUAUAAAAAAUAUUGAGCAACGAUUGAAAGGCUUGAUACGAUAUGCUGGAAGAAAGGUAGAAAAUAUCGCGUUACAUCUUAGUGUCGAAGGACAAACUAAUCAUUUAAUUUUAGAAGCGACAAAUACAGAUAAUCUGUGCCAAAUGUAUUUUGGUUGGGGUGCAUAUUUGUAA
Mycetomoellerius zeteki is the source of this 7723-nucleotide messenger RNA. Its product is annotated as serine/threonine-protein kinase ATR. The transcript has 40 exons. Gene Ontology annotation, molecular function: protein binding; protein serine/threonine kinase activity. The record is from RefSeq and is a predicted model, not a curated record. Lineage: Eukaryota; Metazoa; Arthropoda; Insecta; Hymenoptera; Formicidae. Gene Ontology annotation, cellular component: nucleus; chromosome. Gene Ontology annotation, biological process: DNA repair; DNA damage checkpoint signaling; telomere maintenance. Bases 251 to 7723 code for a protein of 2490 amino acids.